Capsella rubella is the source of this 1292-nucleotide messenger RNA. RefSeq names its product phosphatidylcholine:diacylglycerol cholinephosphotransferase 1. NCBI's taxonomy places the organism in Eukaryota, Viridiplantae, Streptophyta, Magnoliopsida, Brassicales, Brassicaceae. Gene Ontology annotation, molecular function: diacylglycerol cholinephosphotransferase activity. The record is from RefSeq and is a predicted model, not a curated record. The coding region runs from base 279 to 1142 and encodes 287 amino acids. The transcript has 3 exons.
UUUUGAGACGAAUCUCAUACUCAACACAUAAAAAGAAGAACAUGUCGGUACACAAAAGUAAAGCCCACCAAAGAAAAGAGUUAGAUAAAGAGUAUUAACAAUAACAACAACAACCAUAAAAUUUAUAAUGUCGCUCUCAUCAAAAACUCAAAACAGUGUGUUAUUAUUCAUAUGAAAUUUUUUUUUUUGAAACCCUUCGAAAUCUCCGCCUCGUAUCUCUUAUAUAACGCAUCUCUCCAAACUCCUAAGCAUGUCCCUCUCCGUCAACUCUAACGGCCAUGUCAGCCUCCGCAGCUGAACCCGUCGACUCUCUCCGUCGCAGAUCUCGUAACGGAAACCACACUAACGGCGUCGCUGUUGAAGACCAUCGCGUCGGAGAUACAGAUACUCCAAUGGAGAUCACUGCUAAGAACAACGGCUACGCCAACGGUGUCGGGGGAGGAGGGUGGAGGAGCAAGGCGUCGUUCAUGACGUGGACGACGCGUGAUGUUGUCUACGUGGCGAGACACCAUUGGAUACCAUGCAUGUUCGCUGCGGGGCUCCUGUUCUUCAUGGGCGUCGAGUACACGCUCCAGAUGAUUCCUGCGAGAUCUGAGCCGUUCGAUCUUGGGUUCGUGGCCACGCGCUCAUUGAAUCGCGUCUUAGCCUCUUCUCCGGAUCUUAACACUGUUUUAGCCGCACUAAACACGGUGUUCGUAUUGAUGCAAACAACGUAUAUUGUAUGGACAUGGUUAGUGGAAGGACGAGCACGAGCCACCAUCGCGGCUUUAUUCAUGUUCACGUGUCGCGGCAUUCUCGGCUACUCUACUCAGCUUCCUCUUCCUCAGGAUUUUUUAGGAUCAGGAGUUGAUUUUCCGGUGGGAAACGUCUCUUUCUUCCUCUUCUUCUCGGGCCACGUUGCUGGCUCGAUGAUCGCAUCGUUGGACAUGAAGAGAAUGCAGAGGUUUAAGCUGGCGAUGGUUUUUGACAUCCUCAAUGUAUUACAAUCGAUCAGGCUGCUCGGUACGAGAGGACACUACACCAUCGAUCUUGCCGUUGGUGUUGGUGCGGGGAUUCUCUUUGACUCACUGGCCGGGAAGUACGAAGAAUUAAGCAGAAGACACCACCUAGGGGAGAAGACACCACCUAGGAACUGGUUGUAGUUUGAUAUCGAAAGACUCUCUAAUCAAUUUUACAUGUGUUUUCUGUCAAAUGUUUUACCUUAACACUAAAUAGUUAAGUUGAAAUUUAGUCUAAUGACUUAAUUAUUUCUUCUUUAAAAUGGUUCAUUUAAUACCGUUUCUUGAACAUAA